Astyanax mexicanus (Mexican tetra) is the source of this 2323-nucleotide messenger RNA. It is a transcript of the gene thoc6, whose product is annotated as THO complex 6. Gene Ontology annotation, biological process: mRNA export from nucleus. The transcript is spliced from 13 exons. Gene Ontology annotation, cellular component: transcription export complex; THO complex. Bases 97 to 1068 code for a protein of 323 amino acids. The record is from RefSeq and is a predicted model, not a curated record. Gene Ontology annotation, molecular function: protein binding. NCBI's taxonomy places the organism in Eukaryota, Metazoa, Chordata, Actinopteri, Characiformes, Acestrorhamphidae.
GUCACUUUCCAGCGACAGUGUUUAAACUGAAGCGGCUGAAGAGCUGCAGUGGUUUUACAGCUCAGUUUCAGCACAGCGGCGAUUCCUCCUCUCAGUAUGGGUCCUGUAGAGCUUCUCCACAUGUCCGUGUUCUCCCAGAGUUUUUCUCCCUGCGGACGCUUUCUUGCAGCUGGUAAUAACUAUGGAGAGAUCGCCAUAUUUAGUCUCUCAGCAGCACUGAGUCCAGAUGCCACAGAUCUGAGCCAGAAGCCCAUUCUAACUUUUACAGCACAUGAAGGCCCUGUGUUCGCCCUGCUCUCCACAGAUACUCACCUUUUGAGUGCAGGGAAUGGAGAGAUCAGUGCAUGGAGUUGGGUGGAGCUCACCAAGAGAAGCACCAAAGCAGUAUGGACAAGGAGGCCAAAUUACAAGUCUAGUCUUGAAAUACCUGAAAUCAAUGCUAUGAUUAUCAAUCCAAAAGAUAACAGCUUGAUAGUUGGUGGGGGAGACAAUAACAUUCACAUCAUGGACAUGGAAACUGGGACCUUCAAGUCUGUACUGCAGGGACACACUGACUACAUCCACUGCCUGGCGCUGAAGGAGAGAGAGGGGGAGAUCCUCUCUGGUGGGGAGGAUGGGGCUGUGAGAAUUUGGGACUCCCGGACCAGGCAGGCGGUGCACUGUAUCGAGGUGUUUAAAUAUGAGGAAUGUGCCCGCCCCCAGUUCGGGAAGUGGAUCAGCUGCCUUGCAACAGACUCUGAUUGGAUGCUGUGUGGUGGGGGACCGUCGCUCUCUCUCUGGCACCUCCGCUCCAUGUCUCCUACCUCUGUCUUCCCUCUGGCUGGCUGUCAGAGAGAGGCUGUCUUUCAUCAGGAUGUGAUCUUUGCAGUAGGUGAAGGUCCACAUGUGUCCCACUGUCUGCUUGGUGGAAGUGUGAAGGCUCAAAUCCCCUGCACCUCACCAUCGCUUAACACACUCGCCCUGAACCUCAGCAGCACUGAACACAGGGUGAUGACUGCAGCAGGCAGUAGUGACAAGAUUGACGUUUUCACCAACUUCUCCUACAGAGCUUUCUCUCUCUCUUUUUAAACACACACACAUACACACACGCACCCCUACCCACCAUACAAGCAUAUUAGUAUUAGCACACUUGUGAGGACUGUGCAAAUGUCUUUGGCUUCUGAGAAAAUGAUGUGUAAAGCUGAGCAGUAAGCAUUUAUACACUGGAAAUAAAACAAAUACAAAUCAUCAAUAGAAUAUUGUGAUUUAAAGUGUUCCCCCUCCAUUUAUGAUCUGAGAAAACCUAUUUACAGCUCUGGAAAAAAAUAAUAGACCACUUCAGAAUCUGUUUCUAAAUCAGUUUUUCUGAUUUUGCUAUUUAUAGGUGUAUGUUUGAGUAAAAUGAACAUUGUUGUUUUAUUCUAUAAUUUACAGAGAACAUUUCUCCCAAAUUCCAAAUAAUAAAAUUGUCAUUUAGAGCAUUUAUAUGCAGAAAAUGACAAAAAAAUAACAAAAAAGAUGCAGAGCUUUCAGACCUCAAAUAAUGCAAAGAAAACAAGUUCAUAUUUAUAACAUUUUUAGAGUUCAGAAAUCAAUAUUUGGUGGAAUAACCCUGGUUUUUAAUCAGUUUUUAUGUAUCUUGGCAUGUUCUCCUCCACCAGUCUUACACACUGUUUUUGGAUAAAUGUAUUCUACUUCUGGUGCAAACAUUCAAGCAGUUCAGCUUGAUUUGAUGGCUUGUGAUUAUCCAUCUUCCUCUUGAUUAUAUUCCAGAGGUUUUCAAUUUACUAAAAUCAAAGAAACUUAAUAUUUUUAAGGGAUCUUAUUAUUUUUCCAGAGCAGUAAAUGCUGUGUUGCACACUCUUGCAGAAAUUUCUAGUCCUAACCUUGGUUGACCCUGACCAGGGGUUAUUUCACAGCAGGAUGUUUCCAUUAAGCUGGGUAACUUGGGCCCAGGGUCUCUUCUGUCCAGUAAGAGAAGAGCUGACUGACCUUUUGGCUCACCUUUGACCUUAGCUCAACUGGCUCUCUGAUUUGUGAAAUACCCCCUGAACCAUUAAUUUAAUCCCUUCUCCAACGCCACGCAAAUUCUGUGUGUGGAUGUGUUUUUAAGUGGUAUCUUUGAUAAAAACGGAAAGAACAAAACAAGCAUCACGUUUAAAAACUGAUAAGUCUCAUGUGAUUUUAGUCCAUGUGUGUGGAUGCACAGUUCUCUGUGGUGUAGAAGUUAUACCUACUUUUUUGGUUUGUUUAAAAAAUCACGAUACGAUUCCCUUUGUGAAAAAAAACCCCCAAAAAAACAAUGGAACAACAUAUUUUUAUAAUAAAAUAUUUUGAUACAUGA